Lycium barbarum (goji berry) is the source of this 840-nucleotide messenger RNA. RefSeq names its product protein ALP1-like. The record is from RefSeq and is a predicted model, not a curated record. Lineage: Eukaryota; Viridiplantae; Streptophyta; Magnoliopsida; Solanales; Solanaceae. The coding region runs from base 1 to 840 and encodes 279 amino acids. The transcript is spliced from 4 exons.
AUGGAUAGAAAGGCCUUUCACUUUUUAGCUUCUUUAGCCACGAAUAUUGGAGGACUGACAGACAGUAACAAUAUGUCAACUACUAAAAAGCUAGCAAUGUUUUUAAAUAUAUCGGCUCAUUACGAGAAGAACAGUCCUAAUCCAGUGGCCGAAGAUGAGACUGAUGAUCGAUGGAAAUGGUUUAAGGGUUGUCUAGGUGCGUUGGAUGGUACUUACAUUCCCAUUAGAGUUCUAACUAUAUAUAAGCCAAGAUAUAGGACACGGAAAGGAGAUAUAACAACUAAUGUCUUGGGAGUUUCUGAUAGAAAUCUCAACUUUACUUAUGUCUUACCUGGUUGGGAGGGAUCAGCUGCUGAUGGUCGUGUAUUGCGAGAUGUUGUUGUACGAAGGAAUGGUUUGAAAGUACCCGAGGGAGGAUAUACAAAUGGAAAUGGUUUUCUGUCCCGCUAUCGAGGAUAUAGAUACUGGCUAAGGGAUUGGCAAGGUGACAAUCCAUCACCUCAAUGCCAAGAAGAGCUCUUUAAUAUGAAGCAUGCUAGGGCGCGCAAUGUUAUUAAAAGAGAAUUUGGUGUAGUGAAAGGACGUUGCGGAAUUCUUAAAAGUCCUUCGUGGUACUCGGUUAAGAUUCAUACUAGAAUCAUUAGUGCAUGUUGUUUGUUACACAAUUUCAUUCGAAGAGAGAUGGAAGUUGACCCGUUAGACAUGGAAACAGAAUUCAACAUGGAGCAUCAACAUGAACAUGAACAUGGAAAUAUUGAUACCGUUGAACCAUCUGAUGAGUGGACCACUUGGAGGGAUGAGCUAGCUCAGUCUAUGUGGAAUGAAAGAUCUGGCAAUUAA